UGUGUGUGUGUUAGAGUGAGAAAGGUUCGCCAAGGGGCUUCUAAUUCUGCAGUACGGAGGUCUGCGAUGAACCACAGGAGGAGGAAUCCCUACAGCACAGCUCCCCAUGACCAAUAAGGAGGGACACCACCCAGCCACAUGGGCCUCCCCCAAAAUAACCUGCCACUAUUGCACUGACAAAUGUUGCUACUUUUACUGGUGACAGGUUACCGUAGCUGCCCGGCUCCACAUUUUCCUGUAAACUUCAAGGUUAAUUCUCAGCAAGAAAAGAGGGAAGGCCAAGCAGCUGCCGGUGUCUGAGAUUUUCCCGGGUGGCAGGAGCCUGAAGACUGGAAUCGGCCCCCUUUCAGCACAGGUGCACUCUGAGGAUUUACUAGUCCUUCCACAGGGGCCAGCUGGGUUUAUUCUGAAGCAACAUGCAAGAGAACAGCAUUGACCAGCCACCGUCGCUGUCUCAGCUGUUAAGGGAGAGUUACCUGGCAGAAGCCACAGCCCAGCAGCGCCACAGCGAGAUGAGCCGCUCAGACGCUUCGUCCUCUCGCAUUCAGAUCUACGGGUCACUCAAAGGCAAGGCGGAGGACACUAUUGGCCACAGUGACCCCCAGUUUCUAGACCUUUCAGCCUUCCUCAGCCAGGAGGAACUGGAUAAGAGCGUGAACCUGGCCCGCCAGGCCAUCGGACACGAGCCUCAUGAGGAGAGGGCAGAGGUCAAAGCCUCUGUCACGCCAUCUACCCCGUCCAGAAUCUCCUCACCCUCAGUUUCUUCAUCCACACCCAGUUCUGUUCCCAUCUCUAACCCCUCUAAUGCUCCUUCUGCUUCCCCCUCAACUGUGCCCCUCACUCAGCCGGAAAAUUUCACAUCUGACAGAAAGAUGCAGCACAAAGCAUCCACACGGCAGGACAAUGUGAUCAGGAGCAGCAGGGACUUUGGUGAAGGAUUCCAAGACUAUAACAGGUCAGCAAGAAAUGCCCCUUACGGUGUGGAGACCCAGUCCAAGAAGGAGUUCCUCAAUAAGGCAGCUGACUUCAUUGAGGAGCUGUCCUCUCUGUUCAAGGCCAACAGCUCCAAACGGAUACGCCCGAGAGCCUGCAAAGCCCACAGGAGCAGGAUCCCAAACAAGAGCCAGAAUGAUGGGACAACUUAUCCCCUCGUCGCUGACAACCGGGAGCGCGCAGUCAUGUCCAUGGAGGUGGAGAAGGAGACACCCAGCCCUCCCAUUACACACCAACCAGUUGCCCAGCUGGGUUCUGAGACAGGACAUGUGGAGUUUCAGGACUGCUCGAUUACUGAGGAGCACCAGUGUGACUCUGUGCUCCAGGAGGCGGAGGAAGAGCCUCAAAGCUUUGCCUUAACAGAAACUCCAUAUCCAGCAGAGCCUGUGUGUGAACCGCCUCGCUUCAUCCAGAAACUGAAAAGCAGGGAGGUUUCUGAGGGCACCAAGGUCCGGUUGGACUGCAUUGUUAGAGGACUCCCUCUGCCUGAAGUCCGGUGGUUCUGUGAGGGAAAGGAGCUGGAGAACAGCCCUGACAUUCAAAUCAUCACCAGUGGUGAGCAGCACUCUCUGAUUAUUGCAGAGGCAUUCGAGGAGGAUACCGGGCGCUACUCGUGCUUUGCGUCUAACUGCUACGGUACCGACUCCACGUCAGCUGAGAUCUACGUAGAAGGUGCCUCAUCUUCCGAUUCUGAUGUGGAACCGCACUUUGAACAUGUAGCCCAGCUGCAGAGAAACCAACCAAAGUCAUCCCCAUCUUUACCGUCAUCUGUAAAUGAAACCUUCCCUCCAGAGAAGGAGGAGAGCGUGUCAUCCCAGCCUGCAGCGGCCCCCGAGGAACAACCAGAGGAGCAGCUCUCGCCUCCAGUGGCUGCUCAAACAGCAUCUGAACCUCUUCUACCAAUCCGGACAUCUGCUGCUAUACUUCCAGUCUCAGAGUUAUCAGAAGAAUCUGUGGCAUCAGCAGCACAUCCUGCUCAGGAGGAAACAUCUGUGCUGUCUGUGCAGGUGUUUCCUGUUUCAACAGGUGAUUCAGAACUUAGAGAAGCCCAAGGGGCGUCAGCAUUUGUCCCAGUCAUAUCUACUCCACAGCUGCAACACACGGCUUCAACAACAGCUACGUCACAGCCUUUAAACUCUGUAGUGCCUGUCCUGUCACCUCCAGCACAAACACCCCAGGCUGAGAGUCCAACUCCCAACCACAGCUCUCCACAAGGAUUAAACGGGCAACCCAUUAUGGCUGCCCCUGUCUUCACGAAGAGCCUACAGGACCUCAUUGCAUCAGAAGGCCAGCUGGUGGUGCUAGAGUGUCGUGUGAAAGGGGUGCCAUCACCUCGAGUGGACUGGUACAGAGAAGGAAAAAUCAUGGAGGACUCGCCUGAUUUCAGGAUCCUGCAGAAAAAGCCCAGAUCUCCAGCUGAUUCAGAGGAAAUAUGCACUUUGGUCAUUGCUGAGGUCUUUCCUGAAGAUUCGGGGGUGUUCACAUGUACAGCAAACAACAAGUAUGGAACCGUGUCUAGCAGUGCUGCACUCAGGGUCAAAGGCAAUGGCAGCAACAGCAACCAUGUGAGGUCUUCAAGCAGUUUAAUAGUGGAGCCAAGUCAAGUUCAAGAACUUUCCCCAUCAGCUCCUGCUGUAAAACCUCAACCAGAGGUUGUUAUAACCAGCAGCAUUAAGCCGCACUCCAGCACUAUUCGUCUUGACCCACUCGUCUCUAGCACCUUACGCCUGGACCCCUUAAACACUAGCAGCCUUCGUCUAGACCCUCACAACUCUAGCAUGUUGCGUCCAGACCCCCUCCGCACCAGCCUGCCCAAUCUGGAGCCCUCCAGCCUGAGCAGCAGCUCCUGCUUGAACUCUCACAGCACCAGCACCCCAAAUUUAGAUCCUCUCUCACACAAGGACCUCUUAGGAUCCAGUGGAGCACAUGGUGCCAGAAAAAUUUUCUCAUAUCCGAAAUCCUUUACUUCUCCAUCUGAAGCUGAGACUUCAGCACAGCAGGAGUUGUCCAGAUCUUCAGCGACAUCUCCUGACAUCAGUUCCAAAGUUAAGGGGACCCCAGCCCAUCAGAACGGGAGCCCUGUUGUGGUUCCCUUACCUGAUCCUCCACCCAACUCCUGCCUAAAGACAGGCAACCUUACAAACCACAAAGACUCACGAACCAACUCCAGAGCAGGCCGACGUGUGCACUUCAAACUGCCUGAGGAUGACGAGGGUGAACAAAGUGACACAUCUAGUCCCUUUGAUGAAGACAUCACUGAGGCAUCACUCAGCAAAGAACCACCACCAGUGCUGGCUAAGCCUAAACUGGACCCAGCUCAGCUCCAGAUCCUGCACAACCAGGUCCUCAUGGAGCAGCAGCAGGAGACUGAACCAGAAACGCAAACCCCCAUCCAGCCUCAGUCUCACCCACCGUACCAGACCCAAAUCCAGCCCGGAGUCCAGACCUCCCCUGAAGCUCCACUGUGGUCUCCAAGAAUACCGCACGUGCCGCCUUUACAUACUACAUCAGCCCUUCAGCAAACCCCACACUCCGCACCUCCAGUGACCACCACCCCACAUGCGCCAGGAUCAACGUCUGCUGCAGCACUCAACACCACCUUUUCACCUUUUCUUAACACUUCCCAAGCUUCCCUUUUGAGCUCUCCUCCUUCACUUCCUCAGCAUAUGAAAUCCUCACUGGUGACCUCCCCUCCACCUGCCCCACAGCUAAACUCCGCCCCUUCUCUCAGUACAGCACCUGUAACCCAGAUGAACACCAUCCAUGCCUCCCAUAUUAACCUGUCCCCUGCAUCUUUUGCCAAAACUGCACCCACAGCCCAGUUUUACUCUCCGCCUGCACCAAAGCUCAACACGGUUUCUACAGAUUCGACCCCGGCCUUGCAGCAGAUCACCUCCCCGGCUCCUCUUCUAAGAAGCACCCACGCCUCCCUCAUGAAUCUCACACCUACCUCACACUCCUUCAACUACAUCCGACCUAAAGAGUUUGUAACCGCUCAGACCCUCUCACCGGUCAGGAGUCCUUCCCCAACAGAGUCACCAGUACCACUAUUACACGAGCUGGCUGCUGAGCUCAACUCCUCCACGGCUAGCUCCCCUACUCUCCUCCCACCCCUCUCCCCACCACCCAGGAUUUUCCCCACAAGGGUGCUCAAGUCUCCCACCAGCCCACCGUCUCUCGUAUCCUCGCCUACACCGGGGUCAGUGCAUAGCUUGUUCGUCCUAAGAGCCCAGUCACCCCCUCAGGCUUCUUCUCCCACCUCCAGCAGCUCCACUCCGAGUCCCAUCCAAAACCCCGUCGCCUUCCUCAGCUCCGUCCUGCCAUCCCUGACCCCGAGCCAGCCCACCAACUCAAUGGGCCUGCCCAAGGGAGCUCCGUUAGGGCUUCAAAAGAAGGCACUGAAGAUCCGCCCUCCGUCAGCUGAAGCCAUCCGCGAGAGCAGAGAAAUUAUCCUCCUCGACAUCGAGAAGAAGCUUCGAGUUAAAGACGACACUCCACAUUUUGUACAUCAGCAGAAGCUGAGUAAUGAGGGGAAAACAGCGAGCAGGCCCCUUGGACCAAACACUGCCGCUACUGUCAUUAACUAUGAUGAGGAGUAUAAAGUGUCCAGUUUUGAGCAAAGGUUAAUGAGCGAGAUCGAGUUCCGCCUGGAGAGGACGCCGGUGGAGGAGUCAGACGACGAGGUGCAGCACGAUGACGUUCCCACGGGAAAAUGCAUUGCACCCAUAUUUGAUAAGAAACUAAAGAACUUCAGGGCUAUGGAGGGAGUGCCUGUAACUUUCUCAUGUAAAGUAGUGGGAAUCCCGGCACCAAAGGUUUACUGGUUUAAGGAUGGCAAGCAGAUCCUGAAGAAGAAUGUCCAUUGCAAGAAGAUAAGAGAGGGGGACGGGACCUGUGCUUUACACAUAGAAUCCACGACCAGUGACGAUGAUGGAAACUACACCAUCAUGGUAGCCAAUCCACAGGGGCGAAUCAGCUGCUCAGGUCAUUUAAUAGUCCAAACGGGACCUCCCCGAAACCGAAUGACACCCAUUCAUGCUCAGAGGGUGCGAAACCGCAUACAGGAAGUUGAAGGUGAACAAAGUCAGGGGCGCUUUUUUCAACCUCAUUUCCUCCAGGCUCCAGGGGACACGAUGGCUCAUGAGGGAAGACUGUGCAGACUAGACUGUAAGGUGAGCGGCCUACCCAACCCUGAGCUCAUGUGGCUGGUCAACGGGAGGCCCGUUUAUCCAGACCUUUACCACAAGAUGCUGGUGAGAGAGAACGGCGUCCAUUCCCUGGUCAUUGACCCUCUCACUCAGAAAGACGCCGGCACAUACACCUGCAUCGCAAGCAAUAAAGCAGGGCAGAGCUCCUUCAGUCUGGAGCUGCAGGUUGUGGAAAAGGAAAGGAAGCACCCACCCCAGUUUGUGGAGAAGCUGCAGAAUAUGGGGAUUCCUGAGGGAGCUCCAGUAAGGCUGGAAUGUCGCGUUGUGGGUAUGCCUCCUCCGGUCAUCUUCUGGAAUCUUCUCAUAGUCAUUAUACAGCCACGUUCAGCGCUCACCGGUGCCUUGAUUUCAGGUGAGAUAAUCGAUCUGCUUAAAAGCAAACUAAAGUUCAAGAAGUGUUUCCCAGAGGAAUGAGUCUGAAAACGACUGAAAAUGCGUCACUGACAUAUACAACAAAAGCAGCCAUUACUACUGAGCAUUCAAGUAAAAACAAGACUGCAGGCACAAAUUCAGCUAAUGUAAAAUUGCACAUUGUAAAAUAGUUUUCUCCUUCUCAGAAUGAAGUUAUAUUUAUUCAAAUGGGUGACGUGUUUGCUUUGCUGGAACAGCUUCAACAGCACCUAAAAAAACAUCUUCUCCAUUUCCUUCUCGGGUCUGUUUGAUUACAGUUCAUUUAAAUAUUUUCAUCUAAGAGGGCUUUAAAAUCCACUUUUAUUUUUUUUUUGCUUUCACGAUUAUGAGCCUGUUUUGACUCUGCUCUAAUUGGAGUCCUAUUAGCUUAAACUGAUGCCAAAUACAAGGCAAAUGGGAAAGCUCAGAAGCCAAUUAAGCAUUGCUAAUCAGUCCAAUUAUAGAGGAUGAGAGUUCAAACAGGCAUAAAAUUAUGUUCACCUUACGUGACCCAAUUAUACUCGCUGCCUCAUCUGACCAGCUGCCAGGCCUACUUGUUAACUGGGUGCUGUGUGUGGGUGGGUGUUGUAAAGCAGUAAACAAUCAAGUGUUUUGUGGGGUUUUUUUGUUUGUUUUUUUAUUCUUAGAUUUUUUUUUAAGCUGCAUUCGUUACACUUACAGCUCAUUUCGUGAUGAAUAUUGCCGUGAUGUUUUUUUUAAAUACGUUAAACCUGAUAAUUGUUACUGUCUUCAUUGCACUGUAACAUCAAUGUGCCGAACACAGUUUUGUAAGUAACUGUCACAAAAUACAUUUGAUAAGCGCUCACAUGUGUUUGAGGAGAAGUUUAGCACACAAAGCAUUUCCUCUGAAAGCAAGUGUAAUCUUAUUUAAGCUGCUUGUUUAAGGUAAGGUGGAUCCUGAUGAUAAUGAGAUUUAUUAACUCAAUGUAGAUUAAACCUGGUCUUACACUUUCGCUUGCACUAAAGCAUACGCUUUCUUCCCUAAUCUCUAUUUCUCCAUGAGGAGAUCUGGAUUUUUGAGGGUGCAUGAUUCUCUCAGAGCAAACCAAUCGCUCCUCAGAUGUGACAUAUGGCUUUUGACAGAGGGGCAUGGCUGAGCCAUCGGUGCUCCGACAAGCCAAUCGUAUGAGGGGUUGCAAAAAAAGAAAAGGGUGGAAGGCACGUAAGGGCAGGGCAACGUCGAGACGAGCCCCUCAGACAAGACAAGCAGCAGCUGGCAAACUGCAUCAAUCUGUAAUCAAUUAACCAACUGGUAGAUGGGAUUACAUGCCUAACUGCACAGCUAACCAGUCCAUCCCAAAAUGACCAGACAGCAUCAGCUUGUGUGCUUGACCCAAUACCAGAGACCGGCAUUAUGCUCGGGCUCCGACAGUGAUUAAUCAUUCAUAACCUGCCUCUACACCCAAGCUUUGAGCCUGUCAAUACACAGUGGCAGGAGCUGCAUGUCCUUCCUGACAAAGAAUGACAACAGGAAA
This is a messenger RNA of Haplochromis burtoni (Burton's mouthbrooder), 7087 nucleotides long. It is a transcript of the gene mypn, whose product is annotated as myopalladin. The record is from RefSeq and is a predicted model, not a curated record. Gene Ontology annotation, molecular function: protein kinase activity. NCBI's taxonomy places the organism in Eukaryota, Metazoa, Chordata, Actinopteri, Cichliformes, Cichlidae.